AGAAAACCCUAGCUUAACCAUCCAUAUAUAAACCUUCUCUCCUCACCACAAUCGAAGAGCUGCUGACUCUGCUGCAACCAUGUCGAAGCGAGGAAGAGGAGGAACCUCUGGUAACAAGUUUAGGAUGUCACUGGGUCUUCCAGUGGCAGCCACAGUGAACUGUGCUGACAACACUGGUGCCAAGAACCUUUACAUCAUUUCCGUAAAGGGUAUCAAAGGUCGUCUCAACCGUUUGCCAUCUGCAUGUGUUGGUGACAUGGUUAUGGCUACUGUCAAGAAAGGUAAACCUGAUCUACGUAAGAAGGUUAUGCCAGCUGUCAUCGUUAGGCAGAGGAAGCCUUGGCGCCGAAAGGAUGGUGUCUUCAUGUACUUUGAGGACAAUGCUGGUGUCAUUGUCAAUCCCAAGGGUGAAAUGAAAGGAUCUGCUAUCACUGGACCAAUCGGGAAGGAGUGUGCUGACCUGUGGCCGAGGAUCGCAAGUGCUGCAAACGCCAUCGUUUGAGUUAUCUCUUGAACGUUUAAUCUCUCCUCUGUUGAGUAUACUUUGUUUUCUUUUGUAUUAAGACAUUGAUCUUGAUUCUAGUUCCUAUAUAAGAACUUUGUUUCUUAGCA
Molecule: messenger RNA, 612 nt
Organism: Raphanus sativus (radish)
Lineage: Eukaryota; Viridiplantae; Streptophyta; Magnoliopsida; Brassicales; Brassicaceae
Product: 60S ribosomal protein L23
Exons: 4
Coding region: 80-502 (140 amino acids)
Biological process (GO): translation
Cellular component (GO): cytosolic large ribosomal subunit; ribosome
Molecular function (GO): structural constituent of ribosome; large ribosomal subunit rRNA binding
Source: RefSeq, a predicted model, not a curated record